GUUGCAAGUGCGGUCACACCAUAGUUACGCUUGCGCAUUGUAGACAUAUUUCAAUUGUUGUUUAAACAAAUUAAUGGCCACAAAGACGCUUUAACUAACCAGUGCAGACUUUUUAACAGUGUUAUAAUGACCUUGAACCCAAGUACAAUCUGGUAAAGGGAUAUCUAACGGCCUUGAGAAGUGUAACAAAAUACGCCUGCCACUCUAGGCGCGCGUGAUUGUGUGUGUGCCUGCCAUUGAUUACAUAGUUGGCAUAGGCCAUCAGCAGGUGCGAGCGAGAGGGCCGACGUGCAGCAUCCAAAUCCGAAAAAGGGGCAGCAACAGAAACGGCAUUCCAUUCCCCGAAAGCAGCCUCAGCAGCAGACUGGAUCCAUGAGAAAGUUUUCUUUUUCACCGUCCCAGUGAGCGCCAUGCAUCAUCAUCAUCCGCCGUUGCCCAUAACUGGCGGCGUUUCUCCGUCCGCUGUCGCCGCAGGAGGUGGAGCAACGGGAUUGUCGAUAGACUCUUCGCCAGCAGCUGCCACCGGACCAACGGCCCCCGCAGCUACAGCGUCCAAUUCAAACACCCAGCAGCAGCAGCGCCGGCGCAAGAAGCGGCCCAAUUACAACUACAAUGGCAUCCGCACUGUCGAGGUUCGCAGGGGCUACAACGGCUUCGGGUUUACCAUCUCCGGACAGCAGCCUUGCCGGCUGUCCUGCAUAAUCAGCAGCUCGCCCGCGGAGCAGGCCGGCCUGCGUUCCGGUGACUUUCUCAUUUCCGUGAACGGCCUCAACGUCUCCAAGCUGCCGCACGAAACCGUGGUGCAGCUGAUAGGCAACUCCUUCGGCAGCAUCCGGAUGCAGAUCGCCGAGAACUAUUACUCGGAUAGCUCGGAUGAGGAGAACGCCAACGCCACGCUAAGGGGUCAACUGCUGGCCGCCAGCCUGAGGCACAAACCGCGCUUCCUUCAUCACAAGGCCAAGCUGCAUAGGCUGCGUAACUCGCCGCAGAAGAAGCUGCCUCUGCCGGAGGCAGUGGAGCCAAGUCCAAAGCCAUCUCCGGAUCAUCUGACCCUUAGACCGGUGCUGGAGGAUGCCCCGCUGGUGGCCAGUCUGUCCAAGGCGGCCGACGUGGCUAAUGUCAGCGCCAUGGUACGGGCGGUGGGCAGCGCUGCUUUGGAGUACCGCGUUAUUGUGGGAUAUUUGGGUACCAUCGAGAUGCCCAAACAGAUUUCACAUAGCUCCAAGCUACAGACAGUGCGUUCCUGUAUCCGCAAGCUGCGCCAGGAGAAGCGACAACCCACCAUAGUCCUCAUGUGCAUCACCCCGGACAGCCUGAGCCUGCAAAGUGCCGGUGGCGGGGUCCUGGCCACGUACUCCUCGGCGAGACUGAACUACGUUAGCUCCUCGUCGGAGAGCGAGAAUCGGUUCUUUGGCUUGGUGACCAGCGCCGUGCACAACACCCAGAUCGAGGAGGAGUACGAGCCUAGUGUAGGCAGUGGAGCAUGUGCAUCUGGCCACAUCAGCAUCUCGCACAGCUGCCACGUGUUUGUCAUCGAUACAAAGCUGAUUGAGCAUGCCCAGCACCUGCAGCGGGCACACGAGUUCCGGCUCCAGUGCACCCGGGACCCCAUCUCCAAUUUAUGCCUUGAGUUUCCUAACAACUCGGAGUACGUGGUAAACCUGGUCCGCAGCAUGUAUACCAUGCGCAUUUUGCCGCCGGCCAGUCGCAGCCAUCAGGCGGACUUCGAGGCUGGAGCUGGAGUCGCCGGAGCCGCUGCUCACUCGCCGCAGCCCUCGAACCAUAGCGAGAUAUCCACCACCACCUCAAACUCCGAUUCGGGCAUUGGCUUCAACAACGAUUGCACCAAUAUUUCGGAUCGCAUUCUGGUUGUGGAUUUUCUGGGAGCCGAAGCGGGAGCAGCACAUGCCGGCCUGCCAACCCACCCAGCGCCAGCGCGGCCGUUGGGCAUUGUGGGGAUCCCGGACAACCGACUGACUGUGCGGGCCAUGCCCGAUCCAUCGGGCCAUCCAAAGUCGCCGCCAGGAAGCUCUUCGCUGCGUCGGCCCAAUCUCCUGGCCAGCUUCAAUCUCAUUAAAAGUCCGGCCACGAACCUCACGUCCACCCGCUCUUGUGACGAUGUGUUGAACCUAUUCGUGGACGAUUCGCCGCGAGCACUGGGCGCAGUGGCCUCCAUGGACGACAUCUCACUGCACUCGGCCGCACCGUCUCUGGAUGAGGCGCACACCUUCGCGCAUCCAGCUUGUGUGCCCCGAAAGAUACGCAGAUCCUUGAUCUUGGAGGCUUCAUCAACUCCGCACAAGCUGAGUGCCCAGGUCUUUGGCCAACCUGGUUCGCGUCAUUCCCUGGGAUUCGAGGCCAUCGACAAUGUCCAGUCGUCGUCGGCCAGUGUUACCUGCAUCGAUCAGGCCAUGGAUACAUGGGCCAGUCUGCAGAACUUGCACAAAUCUCACAGGGAACGAGCCAGUCUAUCGGCGUCAUCGUCUACGCAUUGCCUUUUGGAAGCUACGAAUAGUGAACCGGAUCUUGGGAACCGCGCUCUGCCCGCCAAUGCCUCGCCCUUCCGCCGAGCCUGGGGACAGUCUUCCUUCCGCACGCCACGCUCCGACAAGGUGGCCAAGCAACAGCAACAGCCGCAGCAGGGCCAGUCGUCGCCCCUGGUGAGACGUACUGCAUCAAUGAACGCCUCCGACAAUGAUGUGUAUAUCAAGACGCUGAUGCUGGACUCGGAUCUGAAGUCAACACGCAGCCAGCAACAGCUGAGCCUGCUGCAGGUGCCCAAGAUCCUGACCACCCCCGCCCCGCCCUCAGCCAUCACGGUGUCCGUGGCUAACGCGGAUUCGGCACAAGAGCAUGGCGGUCCCACUAGCUGGGGCGGCUCCUUCGAGCGGAUGCUGCAGGACGCCGCUGGCAUGCAGACCUUCUCCGAGUUUCUCAAGAAGGAGUUCUCCGCGGAGAAUAUCUACUUCUGGACAGCCUGCGAGCGCUAUCGCAUGCUCGAAUCGGAGGCGGAGCGAGCGUUGCUGGCUCGCGAGAUCUUUGCUAAGCAUCUGGCCAACAGCAGCAGCGAUCCCGUCAACGUGGACUCGCAGGCACGCAGCCUCACCGAGGAGAAGCUCGCAGGCGCCGCUCCGGACAUCUUUGCUCCGGCCCAGAAGCAAAUCUUUAACCUGAUGAAGUUCGACAGCUACCAACGCUUUAUACGCUCCGAUCUUUACAAGAGCUGCGUGGAGGCGGAGCAGAAGGGUCUGGCGCUGCCCUACAGUGGAUCCGAUCUGGAUGAGCUUCUCAAGACGAAUUUUCACAUGGCCGCCUCCUCUAAGCUUAAAAAAUCGGCCAGCAAUGCGGAGGAUCGGCGGCGCAAGAGCCUACUUCCCUGGCACCGGAAGACGCGGAGUAAGUCCCGCGAUCGCACUGAGAUAAUGGCCGACCUGCAGAGCACAUUGAUGCCGGCGCCACCGCUACCACCGCCCGCCCUGCUCACCAGUGCAUCCCUUAAGCUCGUCUCCGGACAGAACUCUCUCAGCGACCUGCACAGUUCCCGCUCGUCGCUGUCCUCGUUCGACGCAGGCAACACAGCCGGCGGCCAGGGGGCCAGCGCGGAGAGCGUGUGCUCUCUGUGUCGUGUGAUCCUCACCGAUGGUGCCACCACUAUUGUGCAAACACGGGCCGGGGAAACGGUGGGUCAGCUGGUGGAUCGGCUGCUGGAGAAGAGGAACCUGGUGUACCCUUACUAUGACAUCGUGUUCCAGGGCAGCACCAAGUCCAUUGACGUGCAGCAGCCAUCGCAACUGCUGGCGGGCAAGGAGGUGGUCAUCGAGCGACGCGUGGCCUUUAAGUUGGACCUGCCCGAUCCCAAGGUGAUCUCGGUAAAGAGCAAGCCCAAGAAGCAGCUGCACGAGGUGAUCCGGCCCAUUCUCAACAAGUACAACUACAAGAUGGAGCAGGUCCAGGUGAUUCUGAGAGACACCCAAGCGCCUCUGGAUCUGAAUCAGCCGGUGACCAUGGCCGAUGGCCAGCGACUGCGCAUUGUGCUGCUCCACUCGGAUUUUCAGGUAGGCGGCGGCAGUAGCGUGCCGCCGAAGCAAAGCAAACCGAUGAAGCCGCUACCGCAGGGCCAGCUGGAUGAGCUGACGAACAAGGUGUUCAACGAGCUGUUGGCCAGCAAGGCGGAUGCAGCGGCUUUAGCUGGCAGUGAAAAGCAGCGCCCCAGCGACCUGUGCUCCAUGAAAUCCAACGAAGCACCCUCGGAGACAUCCUCCUCCUUGUUCGAACGCAUGCGGCGUCAGCAGCGCGACGGCAGCAACAUUCCUGGCAGCAAGCUGCCCAAGCUUAAGAAGAAAUCGACAAGCAGUCAGCAGUCCGAGGAGGCGGCGACGCCAGCGACGGCGGCCGCGGAUCCGAAGAAGCCCAUUAUAGCCAAGCUGAAGGCGGGCGUGAAGCUGCAGGUGACGGAGCGAGUAGCCGAGCACCAAGAUGAACUACUCGAGGGCCUGAAGCGAGCCCAGCUGGCACGGUUGGAGGAUCAGCGCGGCACCGAGAUCAACUUCGAUCUGCCCGAUUUCCUGAAGAACAAGGAGAAUCUCAGCGCAGCCGUGUCCAAGCUGCGUAAGGUGCGCGCCAGCCUUAGCCCCGUUGGCAAAGUUCCGCCCUCUCCCACGGAGCUUCCACAGCCGGCGCCCCGGCUAUCCAUCACACGCAGCCAACAACAACCGGUGUCGCCCAUGAAGGUGGACCAGGAGCAAGAGACUGAGUCGCCUACCGAGGCGCAGGACCAAACGGAAUUCGCCAAAGCACCGCCACCGCUGCCGCCCAAGCCAAAGGUGCUCCCCAUCAAGCCCUCCAACUGGGGCGUGGCCGUUGCCCACCCAACGAGCAACUAUUGCAAUAAGUUCUCACCCAGCAAGCAGGUGUCACCCGCAUCAUCCAAAGAAGCCACUACGUCGGCAGCGACUUUUGUGAGCAAAAUUCCACUGGAACUGGGCCGCAAGGCCCUCGAAGAGGCGGCGGCGGGGUCACGGUGUGCCUACCUGGAUGAGCCCAGCAGUAGCUUCGUGUGAUACGGCUGUCCCGGAUGCAAUUAAAAUGGCUUUACUGAUCUUUCUUGUAUAUAUAUCUGUGCACUAUUUAUUGACUUUAUCUGCUGUCUACUGUAUUCCCUACCGAAUGUCCACAAGCACAAUCCAUGACGAGCUCUCGUAUGUAAUAUACUGAGUGACCGCCUGCCUGUAUUUAUAGCUAUCAACCAUAAGCACUAGCUUUACUACUUUUUGUAUAAAUAUAUAAACAAAACAUAUAUUAA
Molecule: messenger RNA, 5302 nt
Organism: Drosophila kikkawai
Lineage: Eukaryota; Metazoa; Arthropoda; Insecta; Diptera; Drosophilidae
Source: RefSeq, a predicted model, not a curated record